Misgurnus anguillicaudatus (oriental weatherfish) is the source of this 797-nucleotide messenger RNA. RefSeq names its product mitochondrial matrix import factor 23 (gene mix23). Lineage: Eukaryota; Metazoa; Chordata; Actinopteri; Cypriniformes; Cobitidae. The record is from RefSeq and is a predicted model, not a curated record. Gene Ontology annotation, cellular component: mitochondrion; mitochondrial intermembrane space.
AUAUCAGUAAUAGUAAUCAGUAAGUGUUAAAACAUCUCCAUUGUAUAAAGUAUAAUUCAGGCAGUGUUCGGGCACCCUCAACACGCAGGACCCUUUUUGUCCACUAUGGCGGCGCCCGGUGGAUCUCUGAACUGUGAGGACUUUUCAAUGUUUCAGGAAGUUUUAAAAGCGAUGCGCACUAUAGAUGACAGAAUUGUCCAUGCACUUAAUACCACUGUGCCCACUGUAUCCUUUUCAGGCAAAGUGGAUGCCACACAGACCUGCAAAGAGCUCUAUGAGUCUCUUAUGGAAGCUCAUCUUUCUAGAGACAAGGCAAUAAAGGCAUGUAUUACAGAGACCUCUGCUGUCGUCGGGCGGUUACGUGAAGAAAGGGCAAAGGAUAGCGACAACUUGUCAAUUAUCAAGCAACUCAGGAAAGAACAAACUAAGUUAAAACUAAUGCAGUCCGAGUUAAAUGUUGAAGAAGUGGUGAAUGACCGUAGUCUAAAGGUUUUCAACGAAAGGUGUCGAAUUCAUUAUACUUCACCCAGGAUCAAAUGAUUGUCAGUUCUGUCAAGAAAAAUCUGUAGUUCACAAACACUUGUUUUGUGGACAACAUCUUGUGUUGAGCUGGAACAUUGACCCCUGGGAGUCUCUGCUGCUCGUCCCAUAAACCCCUCUCCCCUCCAGUGUGUUAGGUGGCUUUAUGUUCCAGCAGUGAAGGAACACUACGUUUAUCCAAGUCAUGUAUUACUUUUCAUAUAAAUAUUGUACAAAACUGAUUUUAUAAACAAUGAAUUGUUUUCCAAUCACUAAAA